UAAGAGUUAAAAAUAUAUUAAUGAUUGAUUCACUAACUGGUAUUACUAGUAUUAAAGAUAUUUAUCAGAGUUCAGAAUCCCUAAGUAAAUUAGCAAAAAUCAAAGUUGUCGUUUGUCCUCCCGACUUAGCCGAAAAAAUAAAACAAAUCAAUUUUGGCAGUAGUUUAAUAGUAAAUGGAAAGUUAAAAUUAACUCCUGAACGAGCCCAAAGUUGUGAAUUACAAGUCCGAGAAAUUGAAUUUAUUAAUCCGAGUGCUGGCGAUUAUCCUCUCCAAAAAAAAAGCAUUCCAUUAGAGAUAGUUCGAGAGUAUCCUCAUUUAAGAGCCAAAACUAAUUAUUUUUUAACACUUUUUCGUUUAAGACAUUCAAUUAGCAAAGCAAUUCAUGAUUUUUUUCACCAAGAGAAUUUUUACUAUGUUCCCACUCCCAUCAUUACUAGUGAUGAUGCCGAGGGGGCCGGAGAGCUUUUUAAUAUCACUACUAAGGAAAAAGAGGCUUUUUUUUCCAAACCAACCACUUUAACUGUUAGUGGUCAAUUGCAAGCUGAAGCCUUAACCCAAGGGCUAGAAAUGGCUUUUACUGAUUUAGAAACAAUAAUUAACUUAGCAAAAAGGCUGGUAAAAGACGUGAUUAAUUACAUUAUUACCAAUAAUAUUAAAGAACUAGAAUUUUUAGAAAACUAUAAUAGAAAAGAAACAAUUAAUAAACUAAAAAGAAUUCUUAAUAAUGACUUUAGAGAAGUUGACUACAGCGAAGGAAUGGAUUUACAAUCUGAACACGAGAAGUAUUUAUGUCAAUAUUUUGAUAAUAGUCCGGUUUUUAUUACUAAUUAUCCAACAGAUUUAAAGGCUUUUUAUAUGAAAAAUAACCCCGAUGAAAAAACUGUGGCCUGUUUUGAUUUAUUACUUCCAGAAAUUGGCGAACUGAUUGGCGGAAACUUAAGGAAGUAUGGUUAUGCACCAAGUGGUGGAUUUGGGCUAGGUUUAGAAAGAUUAAUAAUGUUUAUUAGUGGCACCGAAAACAUUCGCGAUACGAUUGCUUUCCCCCGCUAUUCGUCUUAA
Molecule: messenger RNA, 1061 nt
Organism: Funneliformis geosporum
Lineage: Eukaryota; Fungi; Glomeromycota; Glomeromycetes; Glomerales; Glomeraceae
Source: the annotation of a GenBank genome assembly